AUGGACGGCAUAGAGGCCAUGGGUGCACGACGUGCCAUGUCGCUCAUGUUCACCGUCCCCGAACGCUUCAUCAGCUUUGCCCACAUGGACCAAAAGACCUUUUUCGAAUUAUCAGACUGGAUCCUGGCCAAUGUCGCGUCGCAAAUCACUCCGGAAAUUAGCGUCGAGGAGUCGCUCUUUGUCUUCCUAGACAUUGUCGCGCAGGGAAACAGCUUCAGCGAAGUGGCGUAUGGAUGGGAUCAUGACGUCGAGCUGACCCAAGGUAUCUUCCUGAACGUCCUCAAUGCCCUGACCGUGCUGCGCGAACGCCGAGAAAUUGCCGAUUCGUGCCCGCCCUUCACCCAGACCCGUAAGCGAUGGGAAGUCGCCCGACGAUGGAACCAGAAGCGAUCACGACCAAACCCCAGUGGUGUAGUCAGGAUAGGCUACGAUGAAAUGUGCCGAGACGGCCUCGAGGUCGACCAGGAGUGCCUGAAGGAGGCACUGGUUGCCCUCAACAACUUCAUCCACGAGAACGCAGAUUACGACGAAUCAUGA
This is a messenger RNA of Bipolaris oryzae ATCC 44560, 537 nucleotides long. RefSeq lists its product as uncharacterized. The transcript is spliced from 2 exons. The record is from RefSeq and is a predicted model, not a curated record. The coding region runs from base 1 to 537 and encodes 178 amino acids. Lineage: Eukaryota; Fungi; Ascomycota; Dothideomycetes; Pleosporales; Pleosporaceae.